Messenger RNA from Cotesia congregata, 366 nucleotides. The record is from the annotation of a GenBank genome assembly. NCBI's taxonomy places the organism in Eukaryota, Metazoa, Arthropoda, Insecta, Hymenoptera, Braconidae.
AUGCAGCGUGAAGAAGAAGUUCAAGAACUGUAUGAAGGGCCGCCUCCCAAGCGACACAAAAAUUUUUCCGAAGAAACGGACUUAAAUUUCAGGCCUGCAUGCAAAAUAUGUUUUUUGCUGCGAAUGGCUGCUGAUCUCAGCGAAGCGCUUAUGUUAUUAGAGAUCAAGUUAUACAAUCAACGUCAUGGUGGUAUAUCUAACCAGAUGGAAUGGAAAUGUGGCAUGGACUACGAUAAAUUGAUGGGCGAUUUUCAAACCCGUGAAUUUAACUUACCGAACUGCGAGCACACAACAUACGAAAUUGAAAGAAUCGAGUUUUGUUUAAAUUUAUCUAAUUAUAUACGUUCAGUAGAGAAUGAUGAAUAG